AUGAUCACGAAUCUCGUUGUUCUUAUGAUACUUGCGACAGCCGUAUUCAACGUCAUUAAAUGUCGUGAAGUAACAAUCAGUAAUAUAAUUCCUCGCCGAGAUACAAAUGGAACUAUAAUGGAUGCGCAUGAUGGUAGUAUCUUUUUGUACGACGGUCUCUAUUACUACUAUGGAGCAAGUUAUGGCCUAUGCACAGAACCACCAGGUCCGUCAGGUUGUAGUGUAUGGCAUCCUGGUGGAUGCGGUUUUCAACUCAAUCAUAAUAUUAGUCUAUAUACUUCGAUGGACCUUUCUGCGUGGACAUUUCGUGGAUAUGCCUUUCAAAUGUCUUCAAUGAAGACUCAAGGAAUAAUGUUUUGUCCUCGUGUUUUACCAAAUCCAAAGACAAAAAAAUGGAUUAUGUGGUUCAAUUUCUUGCCAGCUACAGGUACAGGUGUCUCUGAAUCGCAAUAUGCUGUGGCCAUAUCGGAUACACCGCAAGGUCCUUUUCAACUAGUUACCGAUAAAGUUACCACUCUAGCGUGGGAAAAUACGGGAGAUUUAAAUCUUUUUCAAGAUAAUAACGGUGAUGCUUAUAUCAUUUAUACUUCGCAUAUUGAUGGCCAAAUUUACAAUCCGAGUCAUUUAAUGUCUGUAGAGAAACUGUCCGAUGACUAUCUCAGUUCGCUUGGUAAAGAAUUCAAUAGUGGAUAUUUUGGAGAGAACUUUGUUGAAGCUCCCGCAAUGUUCAAACGCAAUGGAAUCUACUAUGCAGUAUUUGGUCAAUGCUGUUGUUACUGCGCAGAAGGGUCUUCGGUCACUGUCUAUAACUCUUCGUCUCCACUCGGUCCUUUUUCAACGAUGAAUAAUCUAGGCAAUGAAGGGCAUGCUCAACAAUACAAUAUUCUACAGUAUAAAACUACUGAAAAUGAAGGUUAUGGAUACUUGUGGCAAGGUGAUAGGUGGCAAAGUUCUCCAGAUGGAGCUAAAGGACAUGAUUUUACCUACUGGUCUCCUCUUUUGUUUGAUCAGGAUGGCAAUGCUAAGUAUAUGAACUACACUGCAAAUUUUACCAUCGAUGUAAUUUCCAAUCUUCAAUAA
This is a messenger RNA of Rotaria socialis, 1080 nucleotides long. Lineage: Eukaryota; Metazoa; Rotifera; Eurotatoria; Philodinida; Philodinidae. The record is from the annotation of a GenBank genome assembly.